This is a messenger RNA of Triticum urartu, 4647 nucleotides long. Lineage: Eukaryota; Viridiplantae; Streptophyta; Magnoliopsida; Poales; Poaceae. The record is from RefSeq and is a predicted model, not a curated record.
CCCCCUGCCAUGGAAUCACCUGGCACUGCCCCUGUUGACCGCCGGGCGACCCUCUCCGGCGAGCGCGUGUCCUCCGGUGACCGCUGGCUCAGCUCGGAGAGCGAGUCCUCGGCGCGCUCGUACAGGGACGUCGCCCUCACCCCGCCGGCGCCUACUACGUCGCCGGUACCUGAGGCCCCUGGCCGCGUCGCGCUAGUUGCCCGCGUGCCUGCCAGGCAACGGCUUGGACCCCGCUCGGAAGUCCACCGCGUCUCUGGCGGGGCUGUGCUCGACGCUGAUGGGUUCCAGCAGCCGCGACGCAGGAACCGACACCGCCGUCCGCGCCAGGACGGCACCCCCAGCUCCUCACCUCCCCGCCGCCGCAGCCCAUCGCCGGAGGAGGUUGCCGGGCUGUGUUUUCGCUGCCUCGACCACCGCCACCGGGUGAGGGACUGCACCAACGACGUCCGGUGCAGGCGCUGCCUCGCCUCUGGCCACGAAUCCCGCGACUGUGACAGCCGACGCCACGGCGACGCGCGGCCUCCCCGUGUCGCCCCAGGCAGGGACGGCCCGCCACCGGCGCCCACAGCGCGCCGCCGCACUCCCAGCCCCCCGGCGCCGCCUGCGCUUCCCCAGCUGGUCCAGGCUCCCCCGCCGCGGCCCGACAUACCCGUGCGUGUCAUCAUGGUGCAAUCCACGGAGAUGGAGGAGGCCGAGCGGGUCCUUGGCCGCGCAAUGGUGGCUUCCAUCACCGGCAACAGGCCGCAGGUGACCACGACCGAGGUGGCCGAGCUGCUCUACCGCUCCCUCGAGCUCUCCGAAGGCGAUUUCACCGUCCACGAGCAUCACCCCGAAGACUUCCUCAUCCUCUUCUCCUCCCUGGACACCAUGCGCCAGCUCAAUGGCAAGCAUUUCAUCAGCUCGCCACGCUUCGCGCUGUCGCUUCGGCCAUGGUGCAAGCUCGCGCAUGCCGGCGCCGGCGUGUUCGAAUACCGCGUCGAGCUCGAGCUCCGUGACAUUCCCGCCCAAGCCUGGCAUCUUUCCACCGCCGAGCACGUUCUUGGGGAGAGCUGCUGGAUCGAGAGGUUACACCCCCGCACGCGCUCUCGCGAGAACCUGGCCAUCUUUCGGCUUUCCGGCCGUGUGCACAACCCCGCCGACGUCCGCCGUGCCGCCAUUCUGGAGAUCGUCGAGCUCCUGCCGUCUCGUGUGCCCUCGGAGGCGCCGGUGGUCAGGACACUCACGUACCCCAUCUCCAUUGCGCUCGUACGUGCGGCUCCGCUUGGGGCGCCCACUCCCGGUGCCCAGGCCAACAACGACGACCCCGGCCGCGAUGGCGCCGGUAAUGGGCAUGGCCAGGGCCAGGGCUCCGGACCUGGUCGGGCGUGACGCCGUGGCCGGAAGCGUAGGCGGUCUAACACUGCGCCGGACGGCCGGGCCGACGGCAUGGCCAUGGACGCGUUCACCUGGCACGCCGGCGACCGCUCAGGGCGAGCCGACGGGACGAGCAUGGCGACCUCCUGGCCUCGGCCGGCCAGCGGCGGCGGCGGUGCCACCCGCCUUGCUGACGCGGGAUGGCAUGUUGUCAUGGCUGGGUCAGUCGGGCCCUGCUAAUUCUCGUCACCGAGCCAAAAGAGGAAAAGGAGGAAAAAGAAGGGCCCCGCAAGGGCAGGCUUUGGAGGCAGGCCUGACGCACGCGUCUGUCGAGCCCGCUGACGACGCCACGACAGUUGUGUCGAGGCCAGCUGGCGAACUCCCACUGGUCGCGGGUGCGCAGGAGAGCCCCGGAAUUUCAAACACCGGCUCUCCCCAUGAUCACGAGGACGAUCCCGCCGGCCCACCCCUGCCGCUGCUGAUCCGACGCCGUGUCGGGACCUUGCCCUUUUGAGCCAGGUCCCAGACUCGCAGCCUGUGGCGCCAGUUGGCUCAGGAGAGCCAGGAUCGCCUGCCGCCUUGUCGGGGCAAAGUGGCAUCUCACCCGCUCCUGCCGCCCGGGCGGGCCCAGUAAUCUCCGCUGAACAGUCACCGCAGCCCCACGAUCACACCACGGCGAUUUCGGCGGGAAGAGACGCCCUCGUUGCCGCCUCCAUUGCCAUCGUGCCGGCGCCCGCGCCCCCCUCUGAAGUUGCCCCCCCCUCCUCCCACAACUGUCGAUGGGCCAAAUGAGGCUGGGCCGCCAACAGCCGAGACCGCAACUCCUGCGCCGACGCCCCCAGUGGCCGCUGUUGGGCCCCCAGUCACCAGAUCACCGAUGCCCACUGCCCAGAGCCCAAUCUCCAUCCUACAGCGGCCUCAUGGCCACUCUGUGCUCGCGCCCACCCCUGAUCGCCGCCCGCCUGUCGCCGGCCCCCGUUCGCCUGCGUCUGGUCGGUUUGCCUCGCCACCAAUCACUAUGCGGCGAUCGCGCUGCCAUGCUACUUCGCAGCAGGCAUGGACGCUUGGCGAGUUUCUGGCCGCGGCCAUGAAGCACAUCAGUGCAUCGCUGCCGACACCUGGGAAGCGGCCACGUCGGCCCCUCAACUUCGCCCCACGACGAGGCCGUUCCGCGGCGGCUGCUGCCACGCCUGCAGCGGCGCCACCGACGGCAGAACGGAGGGCCCAUGUGCAGAUUCUGCGCACACUUGGGAUUGUGGGCACCAACCAGAAGAUCUCGCCCAUUGAGAUGAAAGCAUACGACGACAUGUUCGCGGCGCCGAUUCCACUGUCUGUGCUCAAGGCCAUCGCUGCCCUGGUUGAUCGAGAUCCCAGCGUGCUUCUCCCCUCCUCCCACGCGCGAGGCCACUGCCGGCGACUGCUAAGUCUGCCAGCACACCCACGAAGGACUCCACACCACCAGCGCUUCGCAAGGCGCUGAAAUCCGUGGCGCUUUUGGUGCCGUGGAUGAUCUGGAAACAUAGGAACGCGUGCGUUUGUGACCAUGUGAGCCCUUCGCUCAAUGAGCUUGUCGACCGGAUCAAGGACGAGGCCCGAUGUUGGGCAAAGGCCGGGGCUCAAGGGCUCAGGGUCGUUUUGCCAUCAUCAUGGGAUGUCCACUGAUCAUCUGGCAACUGUGUAAACCUGCCUCCUAGGAGGAUGUAAAUUCCCUAUCUUUCCAAUGCAAUGAAACGCAAAGGCCAUUUGCGUUUUCUCGAAAAAAGGUCAAGGGCAAAACAUCCCAUAUAUAAGGAUGUAUUGUAUCUCAGAUUAGGAAGCAAGAACAAUCAAUCUUUCUCUCCAAUUAUUCUCUCCAAACACCUUCAAGUUAUCUUCAGCAUGGUAGUACUUACAUUCUGGAUCAAAGUUUACAGCAGGUUCUGAUACAUGAAAAUACACAUGUCAUAGCUAAAGUGCUGAAUAGAUUUCGUACUAGGGCUAGGGAGAAGCUCUCAGCCCUGGAAGCAAAGAUAGAAGAGUUAUUUUUCAAAUUCUAGCUUGCAUUAUUCCUCAUGGAGGGUCCUCUUUAGGCAGAGGCCUAACAAUCCAAUCUAAGAGGUCACAGAUCUUAUCCCUAAUUGGCUUUCGCAAGCUAAAGGAUAUCUUCUUCUUCUUUAUUUAAAGGAUAGACUAUCUAAGAUAGCGGUUGGGAACCUCUUGCCAUAAUUGGUAGCUGCCAUGGUAGGGGCAUGUAUUCCGAUACAUAACAGCUAGGUAGCAGGGAAAUCAUGCAUAUACUUUUUCUUUAGAUCAGAAAUUCAAAAUUAUACUUUUGUGUAUCAUACAGAUUAAUAUUUCAUUACUAUUACUUUACUAGGCAUAGGUCAAACCUUUUAACACCUAAUAUUUUGACAGGUUAGUGUUGCUUCAUCAGCAAUCACUCUAGAAUUAAAAAUGUAGACGGGUAGGGCAGUGGCGUAGCUAGGGGGUGGCCUUACUUUACUAGGCAUAGGUCAAACCUUUUAACACCUAAUAUUUUGACAGGUUAGUGUUGCUUCAUCAGCAAUCACUCUAGAAUUAAAAAUGUAGACGGGUAGGGCAGUGGCGUAGCUAGGGGGUGGCCAGGGUGGUCCAUGGACCACCCUGGAAUUCCCCCAUAGCUUAUGUAUAGUGUAGUAAAAAACAUUUCGUUUAAAAUAAAACAAAACUUGUGUAAAUAUUUCUAUUACCGGACCACCCUGACAAAUCGGGCUGGCUACGCCACUGGGGUAGGGGUCUAAAAUUCUACUUAACUAGAUGAUACCCCUCGUGUUGCCAUGGAAUUGGAUAUAUAGUUUCUAAAUACUCUGUAGAAUACUAACUCAGUCCUUACGAUUCAAACAAUGUGAUAGAUUUCGGCAUAAACAAAAAAUAUUAACAUGAAAAGUUGUGCAUGUCACAAUUAAAUGCAAUGUGAUUUAAAACCUACUUAGAAUGCACUUAUGCAUGUUUCAUGGUAGAGGAUUCUCAUGCGUAGAUCAGACAGAUGCUAGUGGAUCAAGCUAGUAAAUCUAUCGGCCACAACAAUUUUGAUUAUGUUGAAACAUGCAAGUUGAGAUAAUUAGAAUUAAUGGGGAUCACUCUCUUAGGUAUAUACAUGAUAGGAUUAGCUAUAGAACCUUCAUAUUGACAUCUAUUCAACUACUAGAGAAAAAAAAAAGUCCGUCCCGGGGGGUAACGGUUAGGUCUUUCCCUGGGGAUUUGUUUGGCGACCCGAGGGGAGCCCGCCGUCCUGAUUCCGUGCGCCCCCCCCCCCCCCCCCCCCCCCCCCCCCCC